AGAAACACAUGAGCUUUUAAUUUUGAAAUUAUUAAAAAAACAAUAACGAGUAAUGUUGACAAUGCAUAUGGUUGUAAUAUGUGCAUACAUCCAUUUUUGUACUCAAUCCUAAUAUAUAUAAGAUUACUUCUAUCACUGUGUACUCCAUCCUCAUAUUAGUUUAUCUCAUUCUCUCUAUUCCUCUGUUCAAGAGGAACUUAGAAUUUUAAUUUGGGUACUUAAUUUAGGGUCCCUUACUUUUAUAAGGCAAGAUGAAGCAUGGCAUUUUAACUCCAAUUUUUCUUGGAAUUUUGGCUUGUUGGAGUGCAAUUUCGGUUAUUGCAGAAGACCGAUAUCAAUUCUUCACAUGGGAAAUUACUUAUGGAACAAUCUUUCCUCUUGGUGUUCCUCAAGAGGGCAUUCUUAUCAAUGGUCAAUUUCCAGGCCCUACAAUUGAAGCCAUCACUAAUGACAAUAUUGUUGUAAAUGUCAUUAACAAGUUGGAUGAUAAAUUCCUCAUUACAUGGAGUGGAAUAAAACAAAGAAGGACAUCAUGGCAAGAUGGAGUUUUAGGAACCAAUUGUCCAAUCCCUCCUAACACCAAUUGGACAUACAAAUUUCAAGUAAAAGAUCAAAUUGGAACUUACACAUAUUUCCCAACAACUAAAAUCCAUAAAGCUGCUGGUGGUUUUGGAGGAUUCAAUAUUGCUCAAAGAUCUGUUAUUGACACUCCAUAUGUUAUCCCUAGUGGAGAAUUCACCCUCCUUGUUGGUGAUUGGUACAAGACCAACCACAAGAUACUAAGGAGACUAUUGGAUCUUGGAAAGACUCUUCCCUUUCCGGAUGCUCUACUUAUAAAUGGUCAGAAAGAUGUAGGUGUCUUUACAGGAGAAGCAGGAAAGACAUACAAAUUCAGAGUGUCCAAUGUUGGGUUAGCAACCUCAAUCAACUUUAGAAUUCAAGGCCAUAAAUUGAAACUCAUUGAAGUUGAAGGUGCUCAUACAUUGCAAGAAACAUAUGAAUCCCUUGAUAUUCAUGUUGGACAAUCAAUGACAGUUUUGGUGACACUUGAUAAAUCAAUUGGUGAUUAUUACAUUGUUACAUCAAGUCGUUUCACAAAUCCUAUUCUUACUACUACAGCAACACUUCGUUAUUCUGGUUCCAAUAGUAAGGCCUCAGGUCAAUUACCCAUUGGCCCAACUGAUGUAGAUUGGUCCAUUAGACAAGCUAGGACCAUCAGAUUGAAUUUGACAGCAAAUGCAGCACGACCAAACCCUCAAGGAUCAUUCCACUAUGGAACCAUCCCUAUCUUAAGGACAUUACAAUUGGCAAAUUCUAAAUCCAACAUGAAUGGAAAAUUAAGAUAUGCAGUAAAUGGAAUUUCACACAUAAAUCCAAGCACUCCAUUGAAGCUUGCUGAUUGGUUUAACAUUCCAGGAAUAUUUGAUCUCAAUACAAUCAAGGAUGUUCCUUCUUUUUCAGGAAACUCUGCUAAACUUGGAACAUCUGUCAUAGGUUUUACCCUUCAUGACUUUACAGAAAUAAUCUUUCAGAACAAUGAAAACACUAUUCAAUCAUGGCACAUGGAUGGAUCUAGCUUCUAUGUUGUCGGAUUUGGCAAUGGUAAAUGGACACCCAAUGUGAGAGAGACUUACAAUCUAGUCGAUGGUAUUACACGAUACACUGUUCAGGUGUAUCCAAAUUCUUGGACUGCCAUAUUGGUAUCAUUGGACAAUAAGGGCAUGUGGAAUUUAAGGUCUGCAAUAUGGGAAAGUAGAUAUUUGGGACAAGAGUUGUAUAUGAGGGUGUGGAACAAUGAGAAAAGCCUAUACACCGAGACUAAUGUCCCUGCCAAUGUAUUGUUUUGUGGGAAAGCUAAACAUUUGCCCAAAUUAUAAGCACUAAAAGAAGGAGAUAAAGAAUUUGAUUAUUGGCAUAAUUAAGUUUGUAGCUUAAUUUUCUUUUAUUUUUAUUCUUGACAUUAUUUUGUUUAGAAAUUUCAGUUACGAGGGUGUGACUGUCACAUGUAAAAGGAAAAUGGGCAUAUUUAUUUCAGUAAUGAGUCUCCUAAUUGAUUUUAUGUUUCAUUAGAGUAUUGUUUCUUGUAAUCAUGAUAAAAAGUAAUUUCAUCACCUCAUUCUUGUAAUCUUGUUUGCCACAUUAUGAGAAAAAAGGUUUGAACUAGCCUCUCAAGUAAAGGUAAAAUGUUGAAGUGAAUGAAACACACAAAUAUUUUUAGUUUA
Trifolium pratense (red clover) is the source of this 2222-nucleotide messenger RNA. Its product is annotated as L-ascorbate oxidase homolog. Gene Ontology annotation, molecular function: copper ion binding; oxidoreductase activity. The record is from RefSeq and is a predicted model, not a curated record. The transcript is spliced from 9 exons. NCBI's taxonomy places the organism in Eukaryota, Viridiplantae, Streptophyta, Magnoliopsida, Fabales, Fabaceae. The coding region runs from base 252 to 1877 and encodes 541 amino acids.